AUGGUCAUGGCCCAGGCAGAGGCUGUGUGCCCUGUGCCUGUGCAGUCGGGCAUGGCUAAGUGGCAUGCUGUUGCAAUGGACGAAGUGAUUCUUUCACAGCAGAGUUCAGAAGAGAUCCUUGAAGCAGAUGCGAUCAAAGAAGAGACUGCGUCUCGAAGCCAGGCUUCUGAAGUGGCAGAGCACAUGUGUGCCACAUGUGGGGCUGGGGUGGCUGGGGUGGCUGGGGCGGCUGGGGCUGAGGGGUGUGUGUGGGCCCAAAACACAUCCCGUUUGAGUCUCAUCGAUUGCAUCGAUGUGGAUGCUGCCAUUCCACGUCCUGAGCCCUGGUGGGUGCAGCUAGUCAAGCAGCACACUGGCUGCGCUAGUGUCAACACAGGCAGCCUUUUCAGGAAGAGGCCUCUCAAGCUGGUUUCUGCUUGCUCUGGCAUGCUGUCAGAGGCCAAGGUACUCGAGGUAGGUCCAGGCAAGCCGUGCAGUUUCCAUCUGAAAGUUGCUAUCUGCGAGCCAGUCUUGUUUGCAGCCCCUAUCACUUGUCAGAUGCUGCGCAUCCCCUAUGAGUGCGUCAGCGCGUCAGACUCAGAUCCAGAUUGCCGGGCUUUCAUGAGGGCCAACUAUCCUCCAACCUACAUGCACACAGACUGGGCAACCCAGCGUGAGUCAUGCCCUGCUCGCUCGAUGUUUGGCAAGCUGGAUUUCUUCAUGAUGGGUACACCCUGCCCACCAUACAGCAAGAUGAGGCACAAGCGAUUCGCAAAUGGGUCAGUUUCGCAACAUCCGCAGUUCUAUCAGACAGAGGACCUCAUCAUGUGGCUCAAGGCCUUUGAGCCAGGCGCUGGCUGCCUGGAACAGGUUGAUGGUUUCAGGAUGGGAGAAGACUGCUCAGACAUGUCUUCACCGCUGGAGAGGCUGAUUCAGGGAGUGGAUGCUGCCGAGUGGUACCACGGCGGGUACCACGUCUUUGCCAGCUUCAUGGACCUCAAAGCGCCUGGCAGGGGCCGUCCAGCAGGAAGCCGAAUUCUUCGUGAAGUCGUGAGAGACAAUCCAGAGAUGCAGUUCAAGGCUGAGAGUACCAGUGCCAAUGUGUCAAUCCUAGAUCUUCUUUCUGGGAGAGGCGCUCCUGCUCAAAGGAGUUCCAGCUCCACCUCAGAACUCCUUCCAUUGGCCACAGUGCCAGAGGCAAAGGUGGCAUGCUCCCCACAGGUCACAGCUGCUUCAUUGUUGAGUGGAGCGGCUGCGCCGCUACUGGGUAAAACCUUUGCGCAUUUGGUGUUGUUUCAGAGCCGAGAGGGAACAGCAGCUGCAGCCAACAGGCCUCAAGAACCCACCGCAGACACAACGCACUUGCCAGAUGGAGAGACUGAUGAUGCUGACAAGGGGGGCAUGAUGGCUGUGAUAGAGCAUUCGUUUGGUGAUUCCACAGCAAACCAUGUCAAGUCCAUGUCAGCUCUUGCAGAAGAUCUUGGUAUGACCAGAGCCACCCUCGGUCGGCACAAGCAAGUUUUGGCAGCUUCUCUGGUGCAGGCUUUUUCUGUUUCGUGGUCAUGUUGCUUGCAGCGUGUUCACCGUUUAAUACGUGAUGGCAUAAUGAGGGGUCACUGCCUGAUCAAGAAACGUGUUUAUGAUGAGACCCCCUUGAAGCUGCGGAUCAAGGUUCAAGGGGGGCAGAGUCAUGAACAGGCUUACAGUGUUGCGAAGACCUUGCAAUCACGCUUCAGCCUGGGCAUGUUGUGUGAGCGCAUUCCCUCUCAAACGUUUUUCUUCAUGCAUGGUUUGGUCGCAUCUCCACUGCAAGUGGUCUUCCGGACAAAGGCCGAACACUUGUUUGAGGCGCAGCAGGCUGUGGAAGGCUUGGUGCCUGGCCUUGACAAAGUAGCCAAAAGCUUUGACAUGACAAUGCAGAUGACAAGUACGGACCGAUACUCAGCGAAUGAGGUCACGGAGCAAGCAAUGAACUUUGUCACCCCCGAUCAGACUCGCUUGCACUUAUGGUGUGAUGUGCAUCGCUUAAGCGCAUGUCAAACCUGGCAACUUGGAAUUGCUUCCAGUCAUAUCAGUGGUGUCAUUGGCCUUUCGCUUUUGAUGAGGGAGGCGGGAGCUCUGACAGAGCUGCGCAAAUGCAUUUCCCAAGUCUUCCAUGACAGACUAGAGGUUGUGUAUGGUGAUCCGCCCACUGGUCAAAUCCAAGCCCAUCGAAAAGCAAUCCUGAAGAUGUUCCUGGGCGAGGAUGUGACCAAGCGUGAGGAGCCAUUGGCAGGCAAAAGAGCACGGCAGAGGGCCACGCUGGAUUUUUUCUGCAAUGGUGACUGGGAGCAGGCUGACAAGAUUCAGUUCUUCAGUUUGCAGCCUGUCGACAAGCAGCAGCUCCUGCAAGCCUUUGACAGGCUCGUGGUGCCGGCACUUUUGCCUGCUGGCAUAAGCAUGUUUCCCCGGCAUCGCUGGCAUGGUGGUGAGCUGGCUGUUGAUGAGGCAGGCUUACUGUUUGCAGUCCACAACAUCGGCGGAAUCGCUCUUCAGAUGUUCCUGACUGGGCAGUCUCCUGACCGUGCGUUGGCAGCAGAAAGUUCAGAAGACCCCAGCAAUGCUGCUUUGGAUGAUCUUGAUCCAGGAGAGUUGCCUGCAGUGGACACAUGCGUGGCCGAAAGCGUGCCUCAAGGGCCUCAGGAGUCUCAGCAGGAAAAUGCUCGGUCGCCAGAUGCGACUGACUGGAAGGCUGCGAAGCAGAGCAUGAAGCGGAUGACCACAGCUUGGGUCGACUCCAAACCUGGGCCUGUUCUUGUGGUUGUGCGCGCUGCAAUGACGGCCUCUGUUCGGUUGAUGCGAAAAUUCCUCUAUUUGGCCAGUCUCUCAUGGGAAAAGCACCAACAGCUGCAGGCACUACGAGGUAAGAAAAGAUCCUUUCGAUUGCUGGAAGCUUGGUGCGCGCGAGAUGUCGCUACAGCCUUUGCAACAUUGCGGGACACUUUUCACACUCCUUUGUUGGCUUUGCCACUGACGGCCAGAACAAAUUCAAUCAAAGUGCUUUCCUUCCGACUGUUGGCUCGAAUGGCUGGUGCGCUACACAAUUUGAUCCGCUUGCCGAGGUCUGGUUUUCCGUACCGCCUGUAUGGUCUACUGUCGUCUGACAGCAAGCCUGAGUUGGAUGAAAUGGCUGACAAGCUCCUGCGUUCUCCAGUCUGCUUGAGGGACCCUGCCUCGAAGGCCAUACUCAGCAAGUUUGCCAAUGUGGAUGCGCUUACAGGCCCAGCUGCCAAAGCCACCCUGGAAGCUUGUGCUUUGCUUGCUGAAGUCGAUGUUGUCAGCAUUGAAACGAAGCACCGUGCCACUCCGAAGAAAAAACGUGCUGUGCAGAAGCGAAAACCUGCCAGAACGAAUCCCAAGGGCCGAAAGCGCUUGGACCAAGUUGAGAAACGGCCUGGGGGUGCUCUUCGAGCAUUCUUUCAUGACAAGCUGCCCACUGUAGCAAAAGAUGAGUGGCAAGACAGGGGUGCGCUUUUUGAACGCCUGCGUCGAGAUUUCAAGACACUGUCACAGGAAGAACAGAGGCAUUACAAGGCUUUGGGUGCAGCAGCGACCUUGGCAGGGAAGCAUGGUGGGCGCCCCUUUGCAGAUCCAUCUACUGUGUCUGGGCAUGUUGCCAGAAGCCGGUCUUCCCAGGCAUUAGUUACUGCUUCCAGUGAACAAGAGAGACUAGCGUUGUCGAAAAUCGCAGCUGCUGAGAAGAAGGCCAUGUUUGCGCAACGUCUGGUUCUUGCCAGGGAGCGGACAGAUGCUGUUGAUUUGCAAGCACACCAGAGCCGCGCGGUGUUUCCAAGCCAUGAAAUCGUGGACACAUUGAAAGUGGCUACAUGGAAGAACGAAGUAAUGGCGGAGCCUGGCCACUUAUGUGCAGGCAAAUGGCCCCCUCAGGAGUCUUCAUCUGGCAAGGGUGGCAAAGGUCAGCGCUGGGUUCUCUCUUACCAGGACAAGUCUGGGGCACGCAAGAAUCUCUGUCGUGGCUACAGUUCUCGUGACGGAUGCAAGUUUGCGAAUUGUCGCUUUGAGCAUUUGUGUCCGGUCCCAGGUGGCAUGUGCUCGGCCACUCUGGAGCAGCAAGAUCUUGUGCGGUAUGUGAACGCAUUUCUCGCGCACCUUUUUCCUGAAGGCACUUGGACGAGCAUCUGUGUUUCUCACACUGAGUUUGCGCACAUCCACCAGGAUUUCAACAGCCCCGACUCUCAGAAUUACACCUUCAGCCUGGGGGCCUUCUCGGGCGGAGGCUUGUGGUUGGAAGGCGACACUUCAGCUUUUCCAGGCUACACCUUGGUGCCGCCUCCAGACAAGGAGGCAGAUCAGUCCUUACGUGGGGCCAUUGUGUGCACUCGGCGGGCAGGAUUCUCUUUCAAUGGCCGCUUGCGCCACUGCAGCGAACCAUGGGUUGGCGAUCGCUGGGUCGUCAUCGCUUAUACUGCGCCCAAUCCGGAUGCUCUGUCCGCUGAUGACGUCUCCUUGCUGGCGGCUCUUGGUUUUCCCUUGCCUCGCGUGUCGAGCACACCUCCACCGCCAUCUGCUCAAGGCAGUGUCGUUGCAACUCCUGCUCCGGAUGCACAGGUCACGUGCCCAUCACCAACGCUUCCCGAGCAGGUCCUGCCUCCGCACUUUCCUGCCCUGCGACGGAAUCUUUUCCUCGAGUUGUGUUCAGGCAGGAAUCGGCCACUUUCCUCUGCGGCUCUCAAGGCUGGUGUCUCUGUCAUAUCAGUUGAUAUCCUUCGCUCAUGUGAGCAGGACAUCCUCCAGGAUAGCACUUACGAUGCUUUGUUGCGGCUGGGGUUCUCCGGUCAAGUGACACUUGCGCAUGCAUCUCCACCAUGCACUGAGUACAGCCGUCUCAAGUUGCUGGAUAAUGCAGGCCCCCGCCCUCUGCGUUCACCGGACCAUAUGGAAGGUUUCCCAGACUUGAAUGCUGAGGAGAAGCACCGUUUCGAGCAAAGCCGCUUGCUCCUUUUUCGCUCCUUGCACAUCCUCCGCGCUGUGUGGUGCGGUGGUGGCCACAUUAGCUUCGAACACCCUGCCAACAGCCUUGCCUGGCUCGAGAAAGAGACCCAGGCUUUUCUUAAGCACGUUUCCGCCGAUCUCAACUGCAUUGCGGCUUGUCGGUUUGGGGCAGAUUGGUACAAACGUUGGCUCUUUGCUUGCACUUGGCGGGAUAUGCAGGGCUUGGCGUGUGCUUGCAAUCACGCUCCCGACAGCCACCAACAGGUGGUUGGUGCUCGCAACUCGGAUGGCACCUGGGCCUCAGCUGCUACUUCUGAGUUCCCUCCUGCACUGGCGGAGGCGUAUGUGGCUGCUGCGCUGCCCUUGUUCGAGACGUGUGCAGAUCCAGUUGAUUUGUCCUUGGCCCAGCUCCCCUUCUUGUACCCAAGAAGGGCAUGCACUCUCCUCCUUUUGGCACGCAAGAUGGCACCUCUUCGCCUUCAGGAGCAUGUUCAAAGUCAAUGCGAGGAUGCUCUGUUUUCCGCGGAUGAAGUGCUGGCUCUUCGCGCCAUGUGGUCCUCCUGGUUCACUCGCAAGGGCUGGCCUGCCCCCGAUUGGACAGUUCCACCUUCUCAGCCAUAUUGUCUUCAUGCCCUCUCCGCUUUGUCCCGAGCCAUGGGCGAUCGAGAUGACUUGCUGUUUCCUUGCUUGUUGGAGGGCAUCCCCACUGGUUUCUUCAAUGACAUCCCGAGGAGCAACGUCUUCAUCCCGGUGGAAGACGUGGGCAGCCUGGCCUCCGAUGAUCAACUGCAGAUUUGCGAGAGCAAUUGGCAGGGCGCACGGGAGAACCCUGCUAUCCUGCACGAGUUGGUGCAGAAAGAAGUCGAUGAAGGCUGGCUGGAAGAGGUUCCUCUCUCCGAGGCAAAGCAACGUUGGGAUAAAAUCGCGGUUGCCAAGCUGAACGUGGUCCUUGCUGAAAACAAGAAGCCCCGCUUGAUCAUGGAUGGGACUAUCAGUGGGACCAACCGAAGCUGUUUCAUGAACGAGAAGUACAACCUCCCUGGCCUGCAGGAUGUUCGCUCUUGCUUUCCUCUUCGCGGGUGCCACUCUCAGCACGCAGGUUUCAGUUUGGAUAUCCGGGCCGCGCACAAAACAAUCCGUAUCAAGGACUCGGAGCGUGGUCUGUGCGGCAUUAAGCUGGAGGAUGGCCGCCAUUACUGGUAUCGCGUGUGCCCCUUUGGUACGAAUUUCUCAGCUCUUUGGUGGGCGCGGCUUUCAUCCUUCAUGAUCAGGGUUUUCCAUCUUCUAUUAUGGGUCGCACAUAUGCUCAGCAUUUAUGUGGACGAUCUUUUACUGGUCCAGGAUGAUGCUGUGGUGGCAGUGUUCGGCAGCUUGCUUCUCUCUUUCUGCCAAUCCUUCGGGAUUCCUCUUUCCUGGGCCAAGGUACAACUCAGUCAUGAGCUGAAGUGGUUGGGCUGGUGUUUUAACUUUCGCGCCGGAACGUUCUGGGUUCCAGAAGAUAAGCGGGCCAAGCUGCUGCAACAGGUUCGGGUUCUUCUCAGAAAAGGUCCUGUCGAGAAACAGGCCCUAGAGCAGACCGUGGGUCUGUUGAUGUGGAUAACUCAGGCAUCGGUGCAGCUGCGCCCCUGGCUUUGCAACCUUUGGCGGGACCUUCAACGUCCGGCAGCGACAAACUUCAGCAUCUCUUCCAGUGAAUGGCAGACGCUCAAGGAUCACCUGGAUGAGAACUUGCGGUUCCGUUCUACCCCGCCUGGGACGGCCAUUCCAUGCGGUGCUACCUUGAUCUCUGCCCGACACGUCCCAGUUCGCAGCAAGGCAGAUCUGUGCAAGGUCCCUUUGACAACUCGUCGCGUCUACAUGCGGAUUGCUGACCCGCAACACCGGAAGCGGCAUGUGUCCGAGGCGAGCCGUCGCUUCUUGCUCUUCUGGGAGGACUGGUGUCUCCAGUCUCCAUCACUCACAUGCUUGCAACCUUCUUGCAGGGCGAUCUCCGCAACACUUGCAGCCGAUGCGUUUGCUUCCAGCCAGUGCAUUGGGAUUGGGGGCUUUCUUCGUGUCCAGGGUUCCUCGGCAGUUUGGUUCAGUGAACGUUUUGCUCUCUCCGAUAUGCAAUGCUUGGGGGUGCCUCUCGCCCCGGAUGCUCAGAAGAACAUUGGUUGCUGGGAACUGCUCGCCCAGAUGGCCUUGCUCAUCCUCUUUGCGGAGGUCUGUCCGGGUGGUCGUGCUGGCUUGUCGCUCCGCACCUUCUGCGAUAACAGCGCGGCUGAGUCAGCAGGCAAUCGCAUGCUGACAACUUCCAGCCCCCUUUGCUUCUUCGCGCAGCAACUGGCGUGUCUUUCAUUCAAGCUCGGCCUCACCUUGGACAUCCAGCACAUCUCCGGCUUUCGCAAUACAGAAGCAGAUUUCUUGAGUAGAUGGCAGCCGCCGGAGGAGUUGCAGCACGGGUUUGAGCUCUUGUACAGGUUCGUUGGCGAGAAUUCCUGGACACUUCAGCUGCGCGGACGCGACAAUGGCACAUGCCCCGGUGAUCACAGCUACGCCGGCGCUAAAUAUUGCAACUCCUACACCGACGCCGAACGCUGCACCGAAGACAUGCAAACAAGGCACGUGGAAGCGAAGUUCUUCAGUGUUUUUGCUCUUCUUGUCACUGCACAUGUUGUACAUUUGAUAAUUAGUCGCAUUGAUGGGCUUCUUUGUCAUGUGCAGCUUGUGCAUGAGCAGAUAGCUUCAAGCGGUUCCGAUAGUGAUGACAUCCUCACCUGGCAGGUUGUUUCUUCGGAAGCCAAGCCGAAUUAUGUGACAUUGGAAAUGUAUGCUGCGGUUCCCAGUGGGGGUGAUGUCAGCACGCCUGGGAACAUGGACUUGUUUGAUGCAUCCGGCUUGGCGAAGUUUCUGGCAACAGAAAUUGUUGUCGAGACUGGCAAGGAUCCUUUGAGGACCACCCGUGACAAAGGCAUCGACACCAUCGUCAAGUACCAGAUACGAGUGCGAAACAAUAAGACUUCCAGUGACGUUAACGUACAGGCAGAGUUUGCAAGGUUUGCCCGGUUCGAAGAUGGAGCAAUCCUGCCUGCAGAGGAUGCAGCAAUGUUUGCUAAAAGCACCGGCGGCGACCUGGUUGGAAUUCAAUCUUACCAUCCGCCAGCUGGGGAUGUUCGGUACCCCACCGCUUCCACCUUCUAUUGGUUCAGCUUGAGUGGCCCUUGUCCAAAUAUGCCAUCCGCAAAGAAGCAGAGCUCCAACUGCACCAAAUACCAAAAAGGCCUGGUCCCGUCGUCCAAGAGCCAAUAUGUGGCUGGAGGCUUGUGCAAGCCGCGGAUGUUUACAUCAGGGAUACCUGACGGUACGCCUGGUUGCUCUUAUUAUAUUCAGAACUUCACAACAGUGAAGCUUGACAGCAUUGUGGGAAUACAACAGCAAGAUUGUGGUGGAAGAAAAUGUGCAGACUGGCAGGAUUUCCGGUUGCAUUGCAGCAACACAAACUUGACAUUCACCCAUUUGGGAGUGACGUAUUGCAGAGAGUAUGACUACCCAGGGUGCGUGACAUCUUGCAAGGAUCCAUCAUGCCAUGCCCAGAAAGAACUUGGCCUUCCAUUUUGGACUGGACGAUGCAAUGCGAGUCGGAAUUCUGUCCGAGCUUUGGCAAUUCAAGAAGCCUUUGGAGGAAGCGUAGUACAGGAUUACUAUGCUCGUAAUCCUGCCUGCGACAAAUACGCACCGAUGUGCAACAAACCUGUUCCUGAUGCAGGUGUCUCGUACUGUCAUCGUGACGACUCAGGAGUGUGCGAUGCUUGCUAUGUUCCUGGGACGGCCAACCCCCCUUCCCCAAGGCCAGCCUCGCAAGUGCCAUGCAGGGUGGACCUCUUCCUCAACAAGCAGAUGCCCCAGUACAAGGCUGCCUUGCCGGUAUGCGCUUCUGAUUGUCAUGGAGAGUGCAGCCUUCGAACAGAGAAAGAAGCGUGCUGCGUGUAUGUCGGAAAGUGUAAGCGAGUGUGGCAGCAUGAUGAGUGGGGCGAGUGCGACUCCGAGUGUGGAAACGGAACGCAGCAUCGGCAAGUGUGGUGUCCAUUCGAGGAUAUAUUCGGACCGUGUGAGGAAUCCACACGCCCGGUCAACAUGUCAUCUUGUCGUGGAAACAGCUGCCCGUGGGACGCGCACCAAUUUGGUAAUUGGAGUCAGUGUGACGAUGGUUGCGGCAAUGGAACAGAAGUUCAGUCGUUAGUUUGUGACUGCCCCGAUGAUUGUCCCAUGGGAGACAAGGAAUGCGAGAAGUCUGCCAAGCCUCCGCAACCGGCACGCCCAUGUUUUCCGCCCGGGAAGAAGAAUGGGUCUAUGUUUUGCACAGCAUGCCCAGUCGCAGGACAUGGUACAUGUACUGCUUGUCCGCACGGGUUUGAGCUAGAAGGCAUUUGCGAAAUCAAGGAUCGGGUGGCUAUGGCGACGUAUCAGGCGGCAUCUGGGAACUUGUCGCUUGUUGAUGGUUGGCUGGCUUCUGCCUUCAUUCCUGCGUUUCGGGAUGCCGUGAAGAAAGAGACUAACAUCUCUGUCGACGUGGUCAAUUUCUCCUCUUCUGCCGUUCGUAGCGAUGCCGACACAGUAGACAUCGGUGUUGUGGCUGCAAGCCAGUACAACACAGACGAAUCCUUGAAUUGGACUUCUUACCAGCUGGCCAGCAUCAACAUGCAGCAGCUUGCCAACAGCUUCCACGACGCUUUGAGUAGCUAUGGAUGCACUGUCGCACAUGAGUGUUCACCACCUUCGCUGGUCUUCAGCCUUGUCAAGCAACCAAGUAUGAUGUGCCCCCCUCCUCUUGUGUGGUCGAAUGCUUGCAUUGUUCCUGGUACGCCUCCAUCAUCUGGCUUUCCUGGUUGGGGAAUUGCCUUGAUCAUCGCGGGCGUCUUGCUACUGGUUGCUGUGGUGGCUUGGGUCACCUGCAGUCACUGCAAGCGGGCCCCUUCUUCGCACAGUUCUCGAUUACUGAGUGCAGCUUAG
Molecule: messenger RNA, 9963 nt
Organism: Symbiodinium natans
Lineage: Eukaryota; Dinophyceae; Suessiales; Symbiodiniaceae
Source: the annotation of a GenBank genome assembly